Messenger RNA from Jaculus jaculus (lesser Egyptian jerboa), 1767 nucleotides. It is a transcript of the gene Sfn, whose product is annotated as stratifin. Gene Ontology annotation, cellular component: cytoplasm. The transcript has a single exon. The record is from RefSeq and is a predicted model, not a curated record. NCBI's taxonomy places the organism in Eukaryota, Metazoa, Chordata, Mammalia, Rodentia, Dipodidae. Bases 583 to 1329 code for a protein of 248 amino acids. Gene Ontology annotation, biological process: signal transduction. Gene Ontology annotation, molecular function: protein kinase binding.
CAUCGUGGGGAUUACGUCAGGUCAUGGAUGCGAAAGUGGGAAACUGUCCAGCCCUUCCUACACAUGAGUUAUCUCACCUGAACCAAGCAGGGAGGCAGACAGACGUGGCAGGUUUGAGAACUCUAUCUUUCUGUACCCAGCUCUGCAUAGGCUAAAGUAGCCGGGAGCCUGGAGCCAUCCUUACCCCUGGAAGGACACUGUGGAAGAGGAGGUUGUGAUUUGAGAAUCCCUGGCAGGUUCUUAAAACGUGUGUCUGACGCAAUGCAACCCCAAGCCUGAACAGUAGAGGGCAUCGUAGAGCCCCAAAAGUGCCUGUGCAGGUGGGUCCCACACCCAAGGUUUCUCCUGCUGACUGUCCCGAUGACUCACAACCCCACAUCCCAGCCUUUUACCUUUAAAGAAGAGCCGGAAAGGGUGUGGGGAAGAGGAGGCAGGUCUUGGGCUCCAGUCCCGCCCCUACCCCUCCCCACGGAUCUCCGGGCCUUGCCACCCAGCCAAAAGGCAGGUUGAGAGGCGAAGAGGCACAGAAUCCUGCCUUGGUCCUGAGGGAGCCAGUUCGCCCGCCUGUCUGUCCCCAGAGCCAUGGAGAGAGCCAGUCUGAUCCAGAAGGCCAAGUUGGCAGAACAGGCCGAACGCUAUGAAGACAUGGCAGCCUUCAUGAAGGGAGCCGUGGAGAGGGGCGAAGAGCUCUCCUGCGAGGAGCGGAACCUGCUCUCCGUGGCCUACAAGAACGUGGUAGGCGGCCAGAGGGCGGCCUGGAGGGUCCUGUCCAGCAUCGAGCAGAAGAGUAACGAGGAGGGCUCGGAAGAAAAGGGCCCCGAGGUGAAAGAGUACCGGGAGAAGGUGGAGACGGAGCUGCGGGGUGUAUGCGACACUGUGCUGGGUCUGCUGGACUCCCACCUCAUCAAGGAGGCUGGAGAGGCCGAAAGCAGGGUCUUCUACCUGAAGAUGAAGGGUGACUACUAUCGCUACCUGGCCGAGGUGGCCACUGGGGACGACAAGAAGCGCAUCAUCGACUCGGCCCGGUCAGCCUACCAGGAGGCCAUGGACAUCAGCAAGAAGGAGAUGCCACCCACCAACCCCAUCCGCCUGGGCCUGGCCCUGAACUUUUCUGUCUUCCACUAUGAAAUAGCCAACAGCCCCGAGGAGGCCAUCUCGCUGGCCAAGACCACCUUUGACGAAGCCAUGGCUGAUCUACACACCCUCAGCGAGGACUCCUACAAGGACAGCACCCUCAUCAUGCAGCUGCUGCGAGACAACCUGACGCUGUGGACAGCCGACAAUGCUGGGGAAGAGGGUGUCGAGGCUCCAGAGGAGCCCCAGAGCUGAGCCGGCAUGCUGCCUAUCUGCCCUGCCCUGCCCUGCCCCUCCAGUCCCCAAGCCUACAGAGAGGACUAGAAUGGGGUGGGACCCAGCCCUUCCCACACCCUUCCUGAAUGCUCUGCCCCAGCUCAGAAAGGCUUCUUGGAAAGGGUACAGCCAAGCUGAGGCCACCAGGGCCCCGGGAUCCCACUCUUCAUGCAGUUGUUGGGUGGGUGUUCCUAACCUUGCCCACCCCUGCUCUCUGAGCCCCUUUCCUUCCCACCCCAGCCCUGAACCUGGCCACAUCUUCCCUUGGGCCUCCCUCUUGCUCUUGUGUGUGUGUGUGUGUGUGUGUGUGAGAGAGAGAGAGAGAGAGAGAGAGAGAGAGAGAGAGAAUAUGAGAGGGAAUGGAUGUCUGCUGGGUGUGACCAUGGUUCCUCUCAAUAAAGUUGCCCUGUGACACUA